Camellia sinensis is the source of this 1484-nucleotide messenger RNA. Its product is annotated as GDSL esterase/lipase At5g45670. The record is from RefSeq and is a predicted model, not a curated record. Gene Ontology annotation, molecular function: hydrolase activity, acting on ester bonds. Lineage: Eukaryota; Viridiplantae; Streptophyta; Magnoliopsida; Ericales; Theaceae.
UUUACCCUUUUAAUUGCAUCACACACCGAACACACCUUUAUCAUUUGCUUCUCUAAAGCUCUUUUUUGUUGUUGUUUUUGAUUGUUUUGGGUAUGGCUGGUGAGGUUAGGAGGUGGGUGGUGGUGGUGUGUGUGGUGGUGGUGGUGGUGGUUUUGAGUUUGAGUGGUGGUGCUGAGGCAGAGCCACAAGUGCCAUGUUACUUCAUAUUUGGAGAUUCAUUGGUGGAUAAUGGGAAUAACAAUAAUAUAGCAUCAUUGGCAAGAGCUAAUUACUUGCCUUAUGGGAUUGACUUCCCUGAAGGACCUACUGGAAGGUUUUCUAAUGGCAAAACUACUGUUGAUGUCAUUGCUGAGCUAUUGGGAUUUGACAAUUAUAUCCCUCCGUAUUCAGCAGCAAGAGGUGAAGACAUUCUCAAAGGAGUAAAUUAUGCAUCUGCUGCUGCUGGAAUUAGAGACGAGACUGGCCAACAACUGGGUGGUCGGAUUACAAUGAAUGGGCAAGUAAAUAAUUACAAAACCACAGUAUCACAAGUGGUGGACAUACUGGGUGAUGGGGACUCAGCUGCAAAUUAUCUAAGCCAGUGCAUUUACUCUGUUGGAUUGGGCAGUAAUGACUAUCUCAACAAUUAUUUCAUGCCUACUUACUACUCCACUAGUCGCCAAUAUACACCUGAACAAUAUGCUCAGGUUCUCAUUCAACAAUAUUCUCAGCAAAUCAGGACAUUGUACAACUAUGGAGCAAGGAAAGUAGUCUGUAUAGCAGUGGGUCAGAUUGGCUGCAGCCCAAAUGCAUUGGCCCAAAACAGCCCGGAUGGCUCAUCAUGUGUCCAAAACAUCAACUCUGCAAUUCAACUAUUCAAUGACCAACUCAAAUCCCUAGUUGAUGACUUCAACAACAACCUCCCUGGUGCCAAAUUCAUCUACAUCAAUGCUUAUGGGAUUUUUCAAGAUCUAAUCAACCAACCCUCAUCUUUCGGUUUUACGGUUACAAAUACUGGAUGUUGUGGUGUAGGGAGGAAUAAUGGUCAAAUUACAUGUCUCCCACUUCAAACUCCGUGCCAAAAUAGAAACGAGUAUCUGUUUUGGGAUGCAUUUCAUCCUAGUGAAGCUGCAAACAUCAUCGUGGGAAGGAGAUCGUAUAGCGCGGAGUCUCCCUCAGAUGCAUAUCCUGUUGAUAUUCGCCGCUUAUCACAACUCUAAAGAUGGAGAUGAUCUGCGUAAAAGCUGCAUAAAACAUUUUUCAUAUUUGUUCCACUAAUAUCAUUUGUGCGUGUAUGUGUGUGUGUUUUUUUUUUGGUUUUGGUCAAGAUAUUGUUGUGUAUCAUUACUAUUGUUUCAAUGGGAUGUAACAACAUUUUUCAUAUUUGUACCAGGAAUAUUAUUUUUUAUGUGUUUUUGGUUUUGGUCAAGAUAUUGUUGUGUGUCAUUAGUAUUGUUGCAAUGGGAUGUAAUAAUAACACGAGUUAUUUAGGUUGGGUUUGUCAA